Capsella rubella is the source of this 1275-nucleotide messenger RNA. Its product is annotated as E3 ubiquitin-protein ligase SPL1. Bases 37 to 1104 code for a protein of 355 amino acids. The transcript is spliced from 11 exons. Gene Ontology annotation, molecular function: ubiquitin-protein transferase activity. The record is from RefSeq and is a predicted model, not a curated record. NCBI's taxonomy places the organism in Eukaryota, Viridiplantae, Streptophyta, Magnoliopsida, Brassicales, Brassicaceae. Gene Ontology annotation, biological process: organelle organization; protein ubiquitination.
UUUUAGUGAAGAGAUCAGUGUAUCAAGUGGAAGAAGAUGAUGCAUUUGGCUGGAUUUACAUGUUGCUUAGGCGGCGUCGCUCUUUAUCUUCUCAGCCGGAGUACAGGAAGAGUUGUCGAAUCAAUCAAUAGGGUUUGCCACCUCAAGGAUUUGGAACAAUUGGUAGAUGGAGAGAGCAAAGUGUUUCCAUUGGUCAUAGUGUCAGGAACUGUUGGCUCUGAGACACCUAUUAAGUGUGAGUAUAGUGACGUUCUCGGUGUUUUUGUCAAGAAAACGGCAGAGCAACAGGUUUUGAGACGUAAUUGGAGGUUUUCAUGGGUUCGAGAUAGAACAUUUAUGCAGCCGAUGACUAAGGAAGUCCCGUGGUAUCUGGAUGAUGGGACAGGUCGUGUGAAUGUAGCGGUAUCUCAAGGUGAAAUAGGCUUGGCCUUGACGGUUGGAAGUGAUGUAUUUGAAAAGUCAGUACCGGUAUCGCUUGUUCAAGGAGCGUUGAGUUAUCUUAAAGGCCUCCAGAUACUUGGAGUAAGACGCAUUGAGCAUGUUGUCCCAAUUGGUACACCACUUACAGUUGUUGGUGAGGCUGUUAAGGAUGGCAUGGGGAAUGUCAGGAUUCAAAAACCCGAGCAAGGACCUUUCUACGUCUCUUAUAUACCGCUUGAUCAGCUCAUCUCUAAAUUGGGAGAAUGUUCAAGAAAGUUCAAGUAUGCCUCCAUGGGUUUAACUGUUCUUGGUGUGAUACUUCUUUCAAAGCCUGUGAUUAGAUAUAUUCUAAAGAGAAUUGAAGAUUAUCUAGAGAGAAGGCGUCGACAAUUGUUAUUGAAUAGAGUUGCUGAUGCAGCUGCUAGGAGAGCUGAACCAGUAGCUCCUAGGAGAGCUGAACCAGUAACUAGAGGAUUAGAAAGGCAACAUGAGAACAGCUCAGAUGGUACAAGCAGAUAUGGCGAUACUCCUGAUCUCUGUGUGAUCUGCCUUGACCGGAAGUAUAACGCCGCUUUUGUUCAGUGUGGUCAUAUGUGCUGCUGUGUGAGAUGCUCCUCGCAACUGAGUACCUGUCCUCUUUGCCGUGAACCAAUAGAACAAGUUUUAAGAAUUUACCGCCAUUGAAGGAAACAAACUAGAGCCUCACCUUCCAAUCUACUAAAACCAUUUACCAGCAAACAAUCAUUAAUCUUGUUGUAUAUAAAUCCUUUUACAGUAUCUUGAGUUCUCUGCAUUGUAUGACGUGAUUCAACGAGGUUGGCAAAAGCUAAUAGAAAAACUGACAAUCUAAUCCCA